Molecule: messenger RNA, 1553 nt
Organism: Triticum aestivum (bread wheat)
Lineage: Eukaryota; Viridiplantae; Streptophyta; Magnoliopsida; Poales; Poaceae
Exons: 2
Coding region: 59-616 (185 amino acids)
Source: RefSeq, a predicted model, not a curated record
CAAGGCGCCCACAUCUAAAAAAAGAACUCUGCUACCUGCGCCUAGGGGUUCCGCCCUCAUGACCGUCGCCGAGCCGGAGAUGCCGGCGUCGGAGCGCAGGCUCGUGGCCCUCGCCAGGUGGGACGCGCUCAUCUUCCUUUAUUACGGGAUCGUGUGGGUCGGCACCGCGGCGUCCCUCGCCAAGGUCAUCGCGCGCCGCGCUCUGGGCGAGGUCGAGGUCGAGGGUUCCGCCGUGCUCGCGGCGGCGUCCUGGCUCUCCCACCACUCCCUUAUCUUCGCUGCUCUGUUCACCCCCGUUGCCUUGAUUCUCGUCGGCGCCACCGGAGUGCGCUCCGCGCACAACACCAGGAAGGAUAUCAAAGAGCCCCCGAAAUCUCUUCACCAGGUUGUGCAAAUGAUGCUCAAGGAUCCUGUCAUUGUUGGAGCGCUCGUUUUGCUGGUCUUCCUCCCGCUCAUAAGUCAUGACGAUUUGGUGGUUGGUCUGUUGCCUGUGAAAAGAUAUCAGAGGGAACAUGUUCGUUCAGUAUUGAGGGAUGUGGGGUCGUUGGGUGUCGGCGCAGUAUUUUGUUUCAUCAUGUUACCCACUACGGUGCUGAGGCAGUGGAGGAUGAAGUAGAGAGUUAUGUGGAUGUCCUGUUGAGGUAUAUACCCUGCCCUCUUCUCUGUUCUCCUAUUGGCGUCACAUUAUAUGUUUUUUUUAUAAGCCUACUGUUUCUAGUUUGGUGAAUAUCCUGAUAACUUGUGAGCUUUUCAUUUGUGCCCCUAUCAUUUAUAAAUGUAAAUGAUUAACACUUAUUGGUGUUGAUAACUUUAUACCAAAACAUUUUGUGGUACAUCCCAGUUAGACCUACGAGAAAGUUUGGUUUCUUGGCUUGUUGAUAGAUGUUAGCUUUCUUAAAAGUAUUUGCAGUUAACACUGAUCUUGUUUGGUACACGUCGCUGUUUGACCAAUCAGAUCCAUAUGGAGAGAUCAUUAGUGGAAACCUAGCAUGCAUUCUCCAUGUUCAGUCAUUCCCAUGCUUAUUAUGAUCGGGCAGCUUUGACUUUGAAUUUUAUCCACCGAAACCCACUAAGUGGCAGGCCUCAAAUUUCAAAGGGUUGGAUCGUGGGGUAUCGCCAAUUUAAUUGCAUUAUCUUGUUAUUUAUCUGCGUUUGUUUUCUGUUACAUAUAAACUUAUUGCAUUGCUUUAGUGAAGAUACAAAUAGAAAUUAAAUUGGACUACUCAAGUAAUCCAUGAUGGUAAUAUUAUAGAACUCACCCUUCAUUUAUUCCGCAGCUAAUAUAUACUUGCAUGUGGUGUUGUUCCAUGACAUUUUUGUCGAAGUGCAUUCGAAAACACAUGUCAAUGUUGUAGUAAGAUUUUCUUCUCUUUCAUGGGUUAUCAGUGCCCCUUUAUCCCAAAGUAACUUGAGCCCCUUUAUUUCCCCAAAAGCAACUUGUAUCGCAAGAGCAAUUUGUAACAAAUAUUUUUGAUAGUUUAUAUGAUCAUUUGUUAAUUAUAGUGGUGCUUCUUGUGCAAUAAAACUGAAAAAUACCACUGUUGGGGAGUCAA